Phragmites australis (common reed) is the source of this 1664-nucleotide messenger RNA. Its product is annotated as homogentisate 1,2-dioxygenase. The record is from RefSeq and is a predicted model, not a curated record. Gene Ontology annotation, cellular component: cytoplasm. The transcript has 8 exons. The coding region runs from base 141 to 1517 and encodes 458 amino acids. NCBI's taxonomy places the organism in Eukaryota, Viridiplantae, Streptophyta, Magnoliopsida, Poales, Poaceae. Gene Ontology annotation, biological process: L-phenylalanine catabolic process. Gene Ontology annotation, molecular function: homogentisate 1,2-dioxygenase activity.
UCAAGUCAGCAGGUGGAGGUGGCAGCCAUUGAUCCCAUCCAUUGGCGGCGGCUGCAGGAGGAGGAAGCUUCUCUGGCUGUCGUUGUAUCCUUGCGCAGCUCGUCUUCUCCUCCGAUCCUCUCCACUCCCGACCUGACGCAAUGGCCAUGGAAGAGCAACCUGCUGCUCUGACGGCGGCGCAGGACCUGGCCUACCUGUCGGGGCUGGGCAACACCUUCUCGUCGGAGGCCGUGCCGGGGUCGCUCCCCGUCGGCCAGAACAGCCCGCUGGUGUGCCCGCUGGGCCUCUACGCCGAGCAGCUCUCCGGCACCUCCUUCACCACCCCGCGCGCCAGCAACCUCCGCACGUGGCUGUACCGGAUCAAGCCGUCAGUGACCCACGAGCCGUUCCACCCCCGGGAGCCCACCAACGGCCGCCUCAUCGGGGAGUUCGACCGCACCACCACCGUCGCCACGCCCACGCAGCUGCGCUGGAGGCCGGCAGACGUGCCCCCGGCGCCGCUCGUCGACUUCAUCGACGGCCUCUACACCGUCUGCGGCGCCGGCAGCUCCUUCCUCCGACACGGAUACGCCAUCCACAUGUAUGCUGCUAACAAAUCCAUGGAUGGAUGCGCCUUUUGCAACGCCGACGGUGAUUUCCUCAUUGUUCCCCAGCUAGGAAGGUUGUUGAUCACAACCGAAUGUGGGAAGAUGCUAGUUUCAGCUGGUGAAAUCGUUGUGAUUCCUCAAGGAUUUCGCUUUGCUGUUGACUUGCCUGAUGGUCCUUCACGUGGCUAUGUUUCUGAGAUUUUUGGUACCCAUUUCCAACUCCCUGAUCUUGGUCCAAUUGGUGCUAAUGGUCUGGCUUCACCAAGGGAUUUCCUUUCCCCCACAGCAUGGUUUGAGCAAGUCCACCGCCCUGGAUACAUAAUAGUGCAGAAAUAUGGUGGUGAGCUAUUCACUGCCACACAGGAAUUUUCUCCAUUUAAUGUGGUUGCAUGGCACGGAAAUUAUGUCCCGUACAAGUACGAUCUAAGUAGGUUCUGUCCAUUUAAUACCGUCCUAUUCGAUCAUGCUGACCCAUCAGUAAACACAGUACUAACUGCGCCAACUGAUAAGCCUGGUGUUGCAUUACUUGAUUUUGUGAUAUUCCCGCCUAGAUGGUUGGUUGCUGAGAAUACAUUCCGGCCUCCAUACUAUCAUCGCAACUGCAUGAGUGAAUUCAUGGGCCUGAUUUAUGGGAUGUACGAGGCUAAGGCAGAUGGUUUUCUUCCUGGAGGCGCUAGUCUUCACAGCUGCAUGACACCACAUGGACCAGACACCAAGACCUACGAGGCAACGAUCAGGCGUGCUGGUGCUGGUGAUGAUGCGAAUGAGCCAUCCAGACUGCGCGGCACAUUGGCAUUCAUGUUUGAGUCUUCACUGAUCCCCCGUGUGUGCCGGUGGGCUCUUGAUUCCCCAUCCCGGGAUCUCGAUUACUACCAGUGCUGGAUUGGAUUGAAAUCCCACUUCUCACAUGACAAUAGCCUGAAAGAUUAGUUUAGCUUACUUGAGCCUAAGAGCCUUGUAUAGUUUCUAUGUAUGUGAAGUGAAGGCAGCCUUGUAUGCCAGACUCUAGCUAGCUACCUGGGAAUAAGCUGUAAUGCUGUGUAUAACAAUAACAGAAGCAAGCAACAUCUAUCUGUA